Asterias rubens (European starfish) is the source of this 9953-nucleotide messenger RNA. RefSeq names its product protein-methionine sulfoxide oxidase mical2b-like. The transcript has 29 exons. Gene Ontology annotation, molecular function: FAD binding; protein binding. Bases 260 to 6808 code for a protein of 2182 amino acids. The record is from RefSeq and is a predicted model, not a curated record. NCBI's taxonomy places the organism in Eukaryota, Metazoa, Echinodermata, Asteroidea, Forcipulatida, Asteriidae.
CCAGCUGAACGUCUGACUUUGGGUACGUCAGCGGCAAACUAGAUGACUCAAUAAUGUAAUGCAAGCGUCAGAUCACAACCACUUGAUUGUUACUGCCGUCUGUUUUGUCUUAGCGAGAACAUGAUUAUGGAUUAUUCUUCGGAUAUUUAUGUGAACAUGAGGUGAUCGAGUUGUCGAGAUACAUGUAGUGGUUCAUCCGACCCCCAACACUCAACUCUGAGGCUCUUUCAUCACUGGUAUUCGGCAUCACUGGUUCGCCAUGCCAGAGCAAACCAGUGAGGAAGUAGCGGCUCAGCUGUUUGACCGCUUCGUUCAGGCUGGUACCUUCCAUGCCUGCAUGUCCUCAUUCCAUCAGAUUUGUGACCAUCUAGGACUCGACCCCAAGGAACAAAAGAAUUUCUACCCUCUGUUUAAGGCAAAGGUGGCGACAUGGAAAGCAAAGUCACUGUGGGCCAAACUUGAUAAGCGGUACGGCAGGAAAGAAUAUAAGAAGGGGAAGGCAUGUACAAAUACAAGGGUUCUCAUCAUUGGAGCCGGCCCAGUCGGUCUCCGCACGGCCAUCGAGUGCGCGAUGCUCGGCACAAAGUGCGUCGUCAUCGAGAAAAGAGACAGUUUCUCCCGGAACAACGUGCUGCAUCUUUGGCCGUUCCUUAUCACGGACCUUAAGAAUCUUGGCGCCAAGAAGUUCUUUGGAAAGUUCUGCGCUGGUGCUAUUGAUCACAUCAGUAUCCGCCAGCUCCAGUUGAUCCUUCUGAAGGUUGCCCUUCUCUUCGGCGUUGAGAUCCACACCGGCGUGACCUUUGAGGAACUUCAAGAGCCCCCUGAAGACCAAGAUCAAGAGCGUGUUGGAUGGCGAGCCCAGUUGAAUCCAAAGGACCAUCCCCUCAGUGAAUUUGAAUUUGAUGUCAUCAUCGGAGCUGAUGGGAAGAGAAACACUCUACAAGGAUUCAAACGCAAAGAAUUCCGCGGCAAACUCGCCAUCGCCAUCACGGCCAACUUCAUCAAUCGUCAUAGCAACGAGGAAGCGCGCGUAGAGGAGAUCAGCGGAGUGGCGUUCAUCUUCAAUCAGAAGUUCUUCCAGGAUCUAAAGGCUGCCUGUGGUAUCGACCUAGAGAAUAUAGUCUACUACAGAGACGACACUCACUACUUUGUCAUGACAGCAAAGAAGAAGAGUCUGAUCAAGAAGGGAGUUAUUCUAGAGGAUCGAGCAGACACAAUACAGCUCCUCUCCCGUGACAACUACAGUCACGAGAAGUUGCAAGCAUACGCCCGGGAGGCGGCCAACUUCUCCACCAACAAACAGCUGCCUAGGCUGGACUUUGCUCUGAACCACUACGGCCAGCCAGACGUUGCCAUGUUUGAUUUCACAUCAAUCUUUCAGGCUGAACAUGCAGCCAGAGUGAAGGAACGAAAGGGACAUCGGCUGCUGAUGGCGCUGGUUGGUGACAGUCUACUCGAGCCUUUCUGGCCGACGGGCUCCGGUUGCGCCCGUGGUUUUCUCGGUGCCUUAGACACCGCUUGGAUGAUACGAAACUGGUCGUCCAAUCAGCUCUCCCCACCAGAGAUCAUCGCCGAGCGUGAGAGCAUCUACCGUCUCCUCGCGCAGACGACCCCAGAGAACCUCGGCAAGAUCUACGAGCAGUACAGUAUUCAUCCGCCGACGAGGUACCCUCAUAUAAACCUCAAGGCGGCACAGCCUCAUGAGGUACUGCACCUCUAUGAUACGGAUGAUGAAGAUCUUAAGAGGAAGUGGGAGAAGGUGGUACAGAUACAGAGACAGACGCUCGUCAGAAGUGGGUCCAUAGUGAGAAGUAGUAAGCUGUUGAUGUGGUGUCAACGUGUUACCGACACCUACAAGAAUGUCCACAUGGAUAACAUGACCUCGGCAUGGCGCACUGGCCUAGCUCUGUGUGCCAUCAUUCACCGUUAUAGACCACACCUUAUAGACUAUAAAUCAUUACGAGAGGAGGACAUCGUUCAGAAUAACCAGCUUGCCUUUGAUCUAGCGGAGCGUGAGUUUGGCAUCAGUCCAACAAUGACGGGGAAAGAGAUGAGUGAGCUGGAGUCACCAGAUAAACUGACUAUGGUCGCUUACAUCUCAAGAUUCUAUGACCUCUUCAAGGAUGAGUUGCCUCCACCGCUCAAAGUCAAUCUGUCUACAAUUGAAGAGGCUCCACAUAUGGCCAAGUCGCCUGUCACCAAAGCAUCCUUCCUCUCAAGAAUCUCCAACAAGAUUCGACACAAGAAGUCUCAUCACGGUAACAAGGAGAACGAAGAAGGCUUGAAGAGUCCGGUGACUGCUAAGAGGGCCAAAUCAAGGGAGUCUCCGGAAACGGCUUUGAAGAAUCUAAGAGCUGCAAAUAUUGAGGCACGCCUGAAAGAAAGAAUUAUCGAUCGAGCCAAUGAGAGAGCGGCUGACAAAGCCUACAAUCAAUCAGAGCUUCCUACUGGUACAAAUCGAGUCAGUGGAUUGGCCGAGCAACUAACGGCGCAAUUCCGUACUAUUGCUGGGUUAACAGUAACCGAUGACAACAGACCUGUGAAUAGACCGAAAUUGAAAGCUUUUGAACCCGUCAAAACGCAGCACAGUGACACGUGUUUCUUCUGCGGGAAGCGUGUUUAUGUAAUGGAGAGAUUGAGUGCUGAAGGGCUGUUCUUCCAUAGAGAUUGUUUCCGUUGUCAGCAUUGCGAGACCAUGCUUCAUGUAGGCAACUACGCAUUCGCUAGAGAUAUGGAGGGGAAAAUAAAAGGAAAGUUUUACUGCAGAAUACACUAUCCGUCGUCAAUAACUAAUAAUUUGCAGAGUGCAAACAGAAAACGAUCAUUGGCACCAGAGCCGACGACCCCUGCACCAACCGUCAUCACGACCAUCUCUGAAGAGGCUUUGCCCGUAACACCUCCUGUAGGUGACGCAUCACUCUUAUCAGAGCCUACUCAGAAACGCUACCGGGCAACCCCAGAACGCAUCGAGUUGGAGAAUAUGAGGGCAAAUAUAGCCGCUGGUACUGUUGAAGUGACCGAGGAAGAGAUAGCCAAAUACAACCUUGGUACCUCCUUACAGACCUCUGGGGAAGAGGAUGAAGAUGAGUCGUCAGAUAGCGAGAUGGAGUCAUCCGAAGCUAGGACUGCAUCCAUGAAGGAUGUAGCAGGUGAUGAGGAAGUGCAGGAGGAGGCAAGUGAGGGGGAGGAGGAGGAUGAAGAGGAGGAGGAUUCAGAUGAAGAGGAUUAUGAUUCUGAUGAAUACAGUUCUGAGUAUGAAUCUGAUUCUGAUGAUGAGGAUGAUGAAGAUGGUGAUGAGGAAGACAGCGAUGAAGACAGCGAUGAAGAAGAAGAUGAAGAAGAAGCAGAGAUGGAAGUUGCCAAGGACGAGCAGCCGCGUUACAAUCACAUCAACAAGGUGGUCAGUCUGAAGCAACAGUGGCUCAACAACAUGAAGGCUCCAGAGAUCCCACCAUGGAGGCCACCUGAAGAGAUCCUGGCUGAGAAGCUCAAAGCUGAGGAAGAGGAGCGGAAGGCAGAGGAAGCGAGGCUAGCUGAGGAGGAGAUAAAGAGGAAAGAGGAGGAGCAGAGACAGGCCGAAGAAGAAGCCAGGAGGUUACAGGAAGAGGCGGUAGAAACAAAGAGAGUCGCCGUGCUUGAGAAAAGAAACAGCAAGCUCAAGUUAAAUUUGGAUGCUCUUGCUCAGCAGUAUGCUGACUUUGAAGUGGAGGCUGGGACACCCCUCAUACCAAAAGACAACGUAGAGGGCCGGAGCUUCCGAGGGUUGACAGAUGAUGAGAAGGUUGCAACGAUUUUAAAUUUGGACCCGGAAGAUGGAAGCUCAGGGAGUGAGAUAAGUAGCGAGGAGGAUAAUCAGAGUUACAAGGAUGCUGAGGAUGAUAGGGAAGAUGAUUACAUGUCAUCGGAGGAAGUCUUUGAGAUGGAUAUGGACGAGCCAGCAAAUGAUGCUACCUCAGGAGUCACAAAGGAUCUUGUCGAUGCUGCCGAGCAUCAAGAAUCUGAGAAUGACGCUGCUGGAGUAGGAACAAUUGCCUCUGAAACAAAGGAAGCCUCCAAAACACUUCCAGAGAGGACUUGUGAGUCCAGUAAGAAAGACUUGAAAAGCAAAGAGGACAUCUUUGAUUAUGUGGAGGAUGAAUACAGAGACAGACGGGGGCGUACAGUUUCUGGGGUUUCAGACUCGAGUUUCACUAUCUCCACGCCGAGUGGUUCCUUCUCCUCAAUAUCUGUGUGUUCCGUUACCACGGACAGUUUAAGAAGUCGUGUAGACUCCAACCCCAUAGACAUGGUGGAUUCCUCAAGGAUAAUCCCUGAAGAGGAAGUUAUGGAGUUAGAUUUGACCGUAAAGUCAGCAGAAGUUGACCUCAACAAGAGUGACCCAGCUGUUGAUGAUGGCAUUGAUCUCACACUGAACUCUGAAGAAAUGGCCCAUGAUGCGGAUUUAGAUCUGGAAGAAAUUUGGGGGUCAGAUCUUGCACUGGGAGCCAGUGAAGUGGUAUCCACAGAGACGGAAGCAGCAGUAGAUGACAUUGACUUGGAUCUCUCAGUCACCUCGGGUUACCAGGGAAAUGAUUUUAAAUGCGUACCACCUUUAGAAAAGGACCUUGCAUUGUCCGAAGUCGAAGUUUUUAUGGAGAAGAACACUAAAGCAGAUGAAGUGAAAACAUUACAGUGGGAAAACGUGGAACCAGCAGAGCUUGUUGAGUUGCGCAAACCCAAAAAUGCAUCUACGCCAGAGGUCACCCCAUCACCAGAAUCACCUGAGAAUGGGGAAGCCGUCAAGACCCCUUCCACAAAAGCCAAAGAGAAACCUAAAUAUCGUCCAAUGUAUCAUAAACGUGACAGCGGUCCCAGAUUAGUCAUGUCUCGAUCAUUCUCGGACUCCUUCGCAGAGAUGCCCGUACUAGACAGCAUCAAGGUUCAGGAUGUGGUAGAAGAAGAGGCAUCAGACCGGAAUGCAAAUACAACCAAUGGUGUGGUGUACAGGAAUAAAAAGACUCAUACCCGUCCAGAUUCUCCGACUGAGUAUGUCACGCCUCCAGCAGCCUUGAGACCCACUUCAAUCAAAAUGGACACCUUGUCUAUGUCUCAGAGCCGAGAAAGAACUUACUCAGGCGGCACAGCCCGCGAUAAGGUCGGUAAAAAGAAAGAGGGAGGCUCCCCAAAGAAAUCGCCUAAGCGGCAAUUACCAAAGAUUCCGUCGAAGGAAAACAGUCAGGGUCAGGUCACAUCGGAAAACAAACAAAUGGCGAAGAAGUUGCUACGACAGAAAACUUCCGGGAAAGAGUACCUGGGUCUGUCAAGUUCUGGAUCCAGCCUCCCGGAUGUAACCAGUCCAGGCUCUACCACCAGCGGGAAGCAACUACUUGGAGAUUCAGGUGCCACCUGCAUGGUUCAGUCCCCGCUCAUCACCACGACAAGCGGCAGCAGUGAUCAGUUUUUCACACCGGAUAAUGCAAUGUCAUCGGAGUACCUCUCUGUCUCACAGGGGGAAAAAUCCCCGCUCAGCGACCACAGCCCGUCGCAGUUCACAGAGGGCAUUCCGCAGUCAGAGUCCAGGUCUGAAGAGCGCAAAUCCCGCCUCAGUAAACUCAAGGGAGACAUCCGUCGACGGGAUGCGAUGCGGAAGACUCAGUCGCCCAAAGCGGAACGCAAGUCGACCAGUAAGAAGAACAAGAAGAAGAAGUCGAACAAAGCAAAGUCUGUGGAUGAACCUGUUGAUCGAUCGGCUAAGUAUCGCGUAACGGAAUCAUCAGGUGCUCCGUUAGCGUCAAUGAAGGACGAUGAGAUGUCGCUGUCGGCAGAAGGUGAACUGGACACACCUGAAGCUACUUCAAGACCUGGGUCUGUACUUGAAGAUCUACCAAAAAUGAAAUCCACUGCUGCUGAGCUACCGAGAUUAAUUCGUAAGCUUAGUCUAGAUCCCAAACUGUCAGCAUCUCUGGACCUGGAUAACUCCUCCACCUCUGACGAAGCAGAUGAGGAGGCCGCUGAGGAACUGAUGGCAGCAGCAGCAAGCCCAGGGGGGAAGGGGAAGGGGAAAGCUAAAUCACCCAAGAGGAUGUGGGGAAAGAGAUUCAAGAGGUUCAGACAGUUUAAGCAGGUUAUUACAAAGAAGUCCCCCAAAGUAGAGGAGAGAAGGAAGAUAGAGGAGGAAGAGUUGAACGAGAAACUGACACGACGAGUUCAACGCGAGGCGAGACGUCAACACCAUCAGCAACAGCUGAAGCGCCACCGCAUGGCCCAAGAGAUUCAACGCCAACUUCAAGAGGUGGAGGUCAAGCAGAGGGAACUGGAGAAUCGUGGAGUUUACGUCGAGAAAGCGUUACGAGGGGAAGGCGGCGAUGAUGCAGACAAGAAACUUUCUACAGCAUCCGGUGGCGUUGAUGAAAGCACCCUAAUGCAACAGUGGUUCAACUUGGUCAACGAAAAGAACGCUCUCGUCCGAUACGAGUCUGAACUCAUGGUCCAGGCACGUGAGCUUGAAUUGGAGGACAGACAUUGCCAACUGGAGCAAGAACUAAGGCAGCGGAUGGCUAUUGACGAAACAAAAAAGAAAGAAUCGGAUCGUGAGGUAGAGAGGCUUCUACUUGAGGAGAUGUUGGAAGUCGUUGAGCAGAGGGACGCCCUUGUGGCACUUCUUGAAGAGGAACGCCUCAACACCGAAGAGGCUUUAGCUUGUUUGAAGGCGUCUCAAGAACGUUUUCCCUCUUCCAUCUUAACAUCAUUAACUGUAGAGGGAGCGAAAGGAGGAUUUGGACAUCGAGGAGAUUAUGUUGAAGAAGGGUCUACUGACAGCGAGGAGUGAUGUCCCAAUACAUGUGUGAAUGCACACCCUCUCAUUCUACUCAGAUGGAACACCCCUUGUGCAGAAUGGAUUAGAUCAGCUGUAGGCAACCCACUUUCUACAUCAGUGGUGAAUCAAUGUUUUAUAUAAAAAAAAAUCAAAAUGACAGUUUAUGGAGAACAGUACUUACUUGAAAUUACUUUAAAUGAGUUCAAAGGUCAGUAAAUAUUUGAUGGAUGACCUUUUUUAACUUAUCAUACAAUAAUAAAUAUUUUUUGGAUUAAUGGUUGGUUGUUGUUGGUACUUGAAGCAUCACUUGUUCCCCAAAAUGGGCAAGAAUGAUCCCCCAUCAGGGUAGUAAUUUACCCUGAAGGGGGUAGUAUAAUGGUACUGGGUGUAUCAAACUGGAUUCGAGUAUACAGCACUUAAUCAGAUCGGUGUUCAGGGUAAAAACAAAUUAUAAACUGGAACCCCCUUGAUACAAAAAUGGAAUAGCCGAUCAAUUACACAGACUUAUUUAUACUUGUGAAAAUUAAAAACAAUAUUGUGUCUUUUUGUGAGCUAUGGAUGUUUCAUAUUACAAAUGCAAUGCAAUUUUUAUUGGUAGGAAGGCAGAAAAAAUGUAGCAUUAGCAAAAAAGACAAAUUUAGUAAGAAACUGUCAUUUAAAAAUGUAAUGACAUGUUUAACAAAGGCAAUAAAACAAAUGUUGUGGCAUGAGGACCUAACUUAAUAAAUCUAAAAAAUAAAACAAUGCUUUAUAUAAAAGGUACAUGUUUAGUUUAUUUAAGGGAUCCAGUCCCACAUUUUUAGUAAUCGUAUGCAUUUUGGCUUGUAACUUGGGCCUAUACUUUCACGGAGUUGCUUAGCAAACAUUAGCAGGAAACCAGUUGCAAACGGUACAUUUUACAUGGGGUUCUAGCUGGUACCUUUAUUCUGGUAAGCACAAUUGUUUUGUGCUGAGCUACUUCUUGUGCUUAACCAGCUCUGUGGAAUUGGGCCUUGUUUGUUGUUAGUAUUAAUCUUGUUUGUUCAUAGCAAGAUUGUUUUACUUUAACACAGAGUCCCAUUAUGUUCAGCUAUAUGUUUGUUUGAUAUAAUAUGCAUUUCCAUUUGUAUUUUUUAAGAUACAUCGCUCAUCUGUUUCAAAUUAUUUAUGGUUCAAACGUACUUCGAUUGUACCAAGGUGACUUUUCCAUAUUCAUUUUGUCUCUUAAAUGUUGAUGCUUUUUUAUAUUUGUUCCUUGGUCAAAAUAUUGGCCAGUUUUCUCCAUAUUUACAGUACUUACAUUUGUUUUGACCAAAACUUGUUUUUAUAUACUGCAUUAUUCUUUGAAUACAUGUCACAUCCGAGAGGCUCCUUGUUAAAAACAAGAUAAAUGUUAUUUUAUCAGAAAGCUAUGAUUCAAAGACAAACAUGGUGCCAUAAUUAUUGCAUGUACAUUUAUAGCCGAGUUGUAGUCCAGUUAAGGGAGUAGAGUCCUAGUUCAAGCCCUCGUGUUGCUUGGGUUAACCAUAGCACCCACUAGCAUUUCCAAGGGUUAACAUUUUGGUCACUAGUGGGGCUAUCUGUCAUUCAUGGAGGAGAUGGUCGUCUUCCAAGGGUCAUUUGCAUUUAUGGCGUCCCAUAGUUUUAUGGGCUUUGACGUUGCAAUAGAAAGGUCUAUGGUUCACAUUCUUGCAAAGUGGCAACCAAAUUGUGACGUCAUGUCACCAUGUGGUCGGCACUAAUGUCUUUUGUUUCUUGUUUGUGGUAAACUACUGACACUGGUUAGAAUAUUGGGGCAAUACCAGUAUGCAUCUAAGUUUGAGUUACCCCUGGUGUUUUAAUGGUUAGUUUUGCUAAUUGGUAGUGUUGAGUUGCUCAAUGGAGAGAAGUCGUGUUUUGUAUGCUAGUGACAUAGGGAAAAUCUGACACCUUUGGCUGGGGGAGGAUGAAUCAAAAAAGGGCGCUAUCAGAAGACGUUUGUACACAGUUCGCCGUAUGGGGACGGAAUCUCCUUCCACAACGGCAUAAAUUCGGUGGUGUUCCUUCUAGUUUGAUUGAAAUGUAGCUGCAUGGGCAUAGUGUUUUUGAAUCAGGAUGUGGGUUCUUCUCUAACCAUGAUGAAUUCCUUGUUGUAAAUGAAUUCCUUUAAUUGAAAUGGCAUUCCAAGGACAAACAAUCUUAUGGUGCAAGUAAAUGAAUAAAGUUGUGCCGUUUAAUUAUUCAUAUGCAAUUGUAUUCCUAUAUGCAAGUUGUAGGCGAAUUGUUGUGUGCAACCCUUUGGUUGUUCUCAGCUUCGAAUUGAUAAUUGUACUAUAGAGGGCGUCCUUACGCAUGUACGGAAGUUUUUUAGUGGCUUUUUCCCAAACCUCGACUAAGGAAAAGUCCGCGUUUGUUUUCGUUGCAAUCUAACGGGAAUAAUGUUUGUGUAGAAUCUGUUUUCAAAUAUACCAUAGAUUUAAUAUUUCGAGUUUAGUCUGUAAACGUUUCUAUUAUUUUCCUGCAGAGUAAAGUAAUUUGCUGUUUAGUGGUGGGGUGUGCAAAAUAUUUUGUUACGUGUUUACGCAUAUUUUUUUCGGAGCUGCAAGUGUGUGUUAAAAAAUGGCGGGAAUGUGGAUCACCGUCAGACACAUUUCAGAUUAUUUCAAAACAAAACUUCAUUUUGUUGGCGAAAUUGUGCUUGAGUUUGUUUUCGAAGCUUUUAUUCAGUGUGGUGAUUAUAUAUUCACUAUAUUAAAAACAAAUUUAAUAAAUAAAAACAAUUCCAGAAACGUUGUUCCCAGUUUCAAACAGUACUUUGAAUUGGCUUAGAGUAAGUAACUACUGUAGAAUGGAUACUCGUAAAUUAAUGAGAUAUUAUUUAACGUGUUGUAAGAUGCAAACAAAAUUAUCCGUUUUUACUACUAAAGAUAUUUUCUGCUCGUUAUUUAUUGUAUAAAAUAAGCAAUUGUUAAUUCUUUCAGCAGGCCUGUGGGGUGAAGAAAUUUUAAAAACAAUAAUUAAUGCAUGUUACUGGUGUUAACAUGUUUUAUGAAAAUUGCAUUUUGAGAUGGCAUUGCUUUAAGGUAAUAUUGUAUAGUAAACCCAUUUCCAUUUGACUGAUUUAAACACUAAAUUAGUCAUUUUUUUGUACAAAAGUAUUCAAUAAAAUAAUAUUUGAAUACAAAUUAUAAAAAUUGCA